AUGGCCGCCUCAGUAUUCACUGUCAUAUUCGAGAACACCAUCGAUACGAGCCCCGGGAUCUCGUUUCUCAUAUUAGCCGCCAUUGCCGUUAUUCCUAUACUAAUCGCUAUGAUAAUAGACAUUGUGGACGGACUGGUGUUUGACACAAACAUUAAGAAAAUUCAGUUCAAUAUUGAGUGCAAUAGUAAUAGUAAUAAUAAUAAUGGAGAAAAUUAUGCUAAUUAUGAUAGUAUUAUGAGUCCGCACGGGACUCGCAAUAAACGGCUGUCCACUUACUGUCAAAAUAAAGGCAAACGAGUGGCAAAAGUGAAGUACACUUACUUUGAAUCGCAAACUACAGGUGAUAGCGGUUCUGAAUCGGUGACAACCGAUAAAACAAUGAGCGCCACCGACACCGACAGCUAUUGCAUAACCAUUGACACCACCAAUAUAGUUAUCACAAUCGAACUAGAUAUAGUCGACUCGUCUGAGGAAGUGCUCGCCAUUGAGGCACAGGUAGACAAACGAUUCGAUCCUGAAGGCGAUGUCAAAGAUGUACUCAAAACACAUCUCACACUUCGGGUACAACUCGUACACCAUUUGCGGACUCUCGUGACAAAUACAGGGGAACGUGAGAGUCAGUCGUUUGAGCGCAGGGAACGUAGUGUUCAUUUUAAACUGGGCGGACAGCUCCAGGUGCUCGACCCUAUUAAACGUGAAGUCUGUCAUAGCAUCCCAGCGCAUGAGGUCAACGGUCAGGUCCAGCCGUUUGCCGAACUGGAGGGUCAGUAUGGGUCGGUUGGGGCCCGUUAUGUCGCCGAACCCGAUGGACAGGUACUCCAGUUUCGGCAGUUGGCUGCACACGGCAUCCAAAGUGUGGACCUCAACGGCGAUAAACGGGUCCUCAAUAAUCAGACACUUCAGUCCAAUCCCAUUCCCGUUGGACAGGCUGUUGACGAUCUCGAUGUUGGAUUCCUCGCAAGUAUAGUGAGCUCCUCGACGGACGGGAUGAUAGGGCGCAGGUAUUUCAUGGGCGCGUCCUCGCAGUCGAUGAUCGCGAAGUGUUUGAGACGACCGGCGAGGGAUUCACUGACGAGCGCCCACUCGUCGUCCCGAAUGCCCAUCACUUCGAUGAGGGACAGGCAUCUCAGGUACGGACACAUGUUUAUCAUCCACACCAUAGUCUGGACAUCGAGUGAGCAGUUCUCCAGAUGCAGACACUGUAUGUCUGGACACCUCUUCACGAUAGACCACAACAUGUCUUCAGUCAAGUGGACGGUCGGAGUGGGCGGGCACAUCCAUCUGGUCAUCCAUUUGAGUCAUAUAGUCGACUCGUCUGAGGAAGUGCUCGCCAUUGAGGCACAGGUAGACCAACGACUCGAUCCUGAAGGCGAUGUCAAAGAUGUACUCAAAACACAUCUCACACUUCGGGGGAACGUAAAGGCUAGUCGUUUGAGCGCCGGGAACGUGGUGUCCAUUUGUGAGGGAUUUAAACUGGACGCACAGCUCCAGGUGCUCGACCCUAUUAAACGUGAAGUCUGUCAUAGCAUCCCAGCGCAUGAGGUCAACGGUCAGGUCCAGCCGUUUGCUGAACUUGAGGGUCAGUAUGGGUCGGUUGGGGGCCGUUAUGUCACCGAACCCAAUGGACAGGUACUCGAGCGCCGGCAGUUGGCUACACAUGGCAUCCAAAUUGUGGACCUCAACGGAGAUAAACGGGUCCUCAAUAAUCAGACACUUCAACCCAAUACCGUUCCCAUCGGACAGGCUGUUGACGAUCUCGAUGUUGGACUCCUCGCAGUUUCGUAUAUUUGGGCCCAAAUUGGACAGCGUUUCGGUGAGAGGCGAGCACUGGUAGAGUAUAGUGAGCUUCUUGAGGGACGGGAUGAUAGGGCGCAGGUAUUUCAUGAGCGCGUCGGAGCAGUCGGUGAUCGCGAAGUGUUUGAGGCGACCGGCGAGGGGUUGGCUGACGAGCGCCCACUCGUCGUCCCGAAUGCCCAUCACUUCGAUGAGGGAAAGGCAUCUCAGGUACGGACACAUCUCUAUUAUCCACACCAUUGUCUGGACAUCGAGUGA
Oppiella nova is the source of this 2052-nucleotide messenger RNA. Lineage: Eukaryota; Metazoa; Arthropoda; Arachnida; Sarcoptiformes; Oppiidae. The record is from the annotation of a GenBank genome assembly.